AUGGCGCCCGGCGGUGGUGGAAAUAUCAAGGUGGUGGUGAGAGUACGGCCGUUCAACGGGAGAGAAAUCGAUAGAGGGUCAAAAUGUAUCGUCGAGAUGAAGGAUAACCAGACAAUCCUGUCGACUCCGGAUAAUCUGGGCAAAGGAGUCAAGGACAUGCAGCCGAAAUCAUUCGCCUUUGACCGUUCGUAUUGGUCCUUCAGCAAGGACGCACCCAACUAUGCGGGACAGAACAACCUGUUCGAUGACCUGGGCUCGCCCCUGCUGGACAACGCCUUCGAGGGCUACAACAACUGUAUCUUUGCCUACGGUCAGACGGGUUCCGGAAAGUCGUACUCCAUGAUGGGCUACGGUAAGGAGAUUGGCAUCAUCCCCAUGAUUUGCCAGGAAAUGUUCCGGAGGAUAGACAAGCUCGGCCAGGAGUCCGGCACGAAGUGUACCGUCGAGGUGUCCUACCUCGAGAUCUACAACGAGCGCGUGCGCGAUCUGCUCAACCCGUCGACAAAGGGCAACCUCCGAGUUCGAGAGCAUCCGUCGACCGGUCCAUACGUCGAAGACCUGGCCAAGCUCAUCGUCGGCGGCUUCCAGGAGAUUGAGAGCUUGAUGGACGAAGGGAACAAGGCCCGUACCGUCGCUGCCACCAACAUGAACGAGACGUCCAGUCGAAGCCACGCCGUCUUCACCCUCAUGCUCACGCAGAAGACGAUGGAUGAGGGGACGAAGAUGGAGGCCGAAAAGGUUGCCAAGAUCAGUCUGGUCGAUCUGGCAGGUUCGGAGCGAGCAAACUCAACCGGAGCUACGGGUGCGCGGCUGAAGGAAGGUGCUGAGAUCAACCGUUCGCUGUCCACGCUGGGACGUGUCAUUGCCGCCCUGGCCGACAUGUCGGCCGGUUCGGCGAAGAAGAAGAAGGGCGCCAACCAGGUGCCCUACCGUGACAGUAUCCUUACGUGGCUUCUCAAGGAUUCGCUAGGUGGAAACAGCAUGACGGCCAUGAUUGCCGCCAUCAGUCCCGCAGACAUCAACUACGACGAGACCCUGAGUACCCUGCGAUAUGCCGACUCGGCCAAGCGGAUCAAGAACCACGCCGUCAUCAACGAAGAUGCCAACGCCCGCAUGAUCCGCGAACUCAAGGAGGAGCUGUCUCUUCUGAGGAGCAAACUUGGCGGCGGCGGCGGCGGCGCUGGUGGCAUAGCUCUGCCCUCCGACGAGGUUUACGAUGAGAGCACGCCCUUGGAGAAGCAGAUGGUCAGCAUCACAGGUCCAGACGGGACGUUGAAGAAGGUCUCCAAGGCCGAGAUUGCCGAGCAGCUGAGCCAGAGCGAGAAGCUUCUCUCCGAUCUGAACCAGACCUGGGAGCAGAAGCUCGAGAAGACCGAGGAGAUCCACAAGGAGCGCGAGGCUGCGCUGGAAGAGCUCGGUAUCAGCAUCGAGAAGGGGUUCAUCGGCCUGUCCACGCCCAAGAAGAUGCCUCACUUGGUCAAUCUGUCCGAUGACCCCCUGUUGGCCGAGUGCCUGGUGUACAACCUCAAGCCUGGAACGACGACGGUUGGAAACGUCGACACGAACGCAGACAACCAAGCCAAUAUCCGCCUGAACGGCACCCGCAUCCUCCACGACCACUGCCGCUUCGAUAACACCCAGGAAGGUACCGUGACGGUGACGCCGUCCGAGGGAGCUUCGGUCAUGGUCAAUGGCAAGCGUAUCGAAGAGCCGACGCAGCUUCAUUCCGGAUACCGCAUCAUCCUGGGCGACUUCCACAUCUUCCGGUUCAACCACCCGAUGGAGGCCAGAGCCGAGCGAGCAGAAGUGGGCGGUGGCGGCAGCAGCCUGCUGCGACAGUCGAUAACGGCGAGUCAGCUCCAGGCCAUGGACCGCCCCCCCACCACCCCCACAAGGUCUGGGCAUGAUCGCAGGAUCUCCGAGAUACUGGACUCCAGACCCGACUCGCCCGCAUCCUCUCGCAACGGCCGCGAUUCUGACUGGUCGUUUGCCCGUCGCGAGGCAGCCGGCGCCAUUCUCGGAACCGACCAGAAUUUCACCAGCCUCAGCGACGAGGAGCUCAACGCGCUGUUCGAGGACGUACAGAAAGCCAGGGCGGAACGGGUCAAUGUGCGCGAGGAUGGCGAGGAUUCCGAGUCAACCAUGUCGUACCCGGUGCGAGAGAAGUACAUGUCGACGGGAACCAUUGACAACUUCUCGCUCGACACAGCUCUUACCAUGCCCUCGACGCCAAAGCAAUCCGAGCACGAGGACAAGCUGAAGGAGGCGCGGGAGGAGCUGCAGAGCCAGCUGGAGCGGCAGAAGGAGGAGUUCCAGGACCAGCUCAAGAGCGCCGAGGCGGCCAACGUCGAAGUCGAGGAGAUCAAGAAGGAGAAGGUGCGGAUGGAGAAUGCGCUGCAGGAUCUCAAGGACGACAUGCAGAGGCAGCUCAACGUGCAGCGGAAGCAAUACGAGGACAAGCUCGAGAAGAUGGACCCGCUGAGGCGACCCAAGGCGAACCCCAGGCUGUCCGACGAAGAGAUGGGGCUGGCACGGGCGACGCUGAAGCACUGGCGCGGAAGGCACUACGUCAAGAUGGCCGAGUCUGUCCUGCAGCAUGCCGCGGUGCUCAAGGAGGCCCAGAUCAUGAGCAACGAGUUGGACGAGAAUGUCGUGUUCCAGUUCACCGUCGUCGACCACGGCCACACAGUCUGCUCGUCUUACGACAUGAUGCUCAACGGGCUGACGUUUGAGGGAGACGACAUCGGGCUGGAGGAGGCGCAGAAGCCGUGCAUCGGAAUCCGCGUGGUCGACUACCGCAACAGCGUCGUCCGCCUCUGGAGCCUCCAGAAGCUGCAUGACCGUGUGCGCCAGAUGCGCCAGAUGCACCAGUACCUGGACCAGCCCGAGUAUGCGCAGCACCUGAGCCUCGACAACCCGUUCGUGGAGGCCUGCAUGCCCUCGUACACCCUGAUCGGCGAGACGGACGUGCCCCUUCGCGCCGUCUUCGACAGCAGGGUGCAGGACUUCUCGCUCGACGUGCUGUCGCCGUACACGUCGGGGACGGUGGGCAUCAUCAAGCUAUCGCUCGAGCCGUCCCACGCCCGGGCGCCGACCAACACGUUCAAGUUUAACGUCGUGAUGCACGAGCUGAUCGGCUUCGCCGAGCGGGAGGGCACCGACGUGCACGCGCAGCUCUUCAUCCCCGGGGUGUCGGAGGAGGAGGGCAUCACGACGACGCAGAUGAUCAAGGACUUUGACGAGGGCCCGAUCCGGUUCGAGAGCGUCCACAGCAUGAGCGUCCCGGUGAUGGCGCCGAACGACGUGACCCUGCGGGUGGCCGUCUUUGCCAGCGCGUCGACCAUGCACCUGGACAAGCUCCUUAGCUGGGACGACAUGCAGGAUGGGGCGCCGCUGAGCAACGGCAACGGCACGCGCAUCAACGAGUCGCAGUUCUUCACCCAGGAAAAGCACGACCUGCUGUCGCGGAUCCAGAUCAAGGAGCUGGACGAGAUGGGCGAGUACGCACCGGUCGAGGUGGCGCAGACGAGCGAGCUGGACACGGGGACGUUCCAGCUGCACCAGGGCCUCCAGCGGCGGAUCAGCAUCGACAUCUCGCACAGCUCCGGCGACGCGCUGCCUUGGGGAGACAUAGCGUCCGUGCGGGUGGGCAAGAUCCGGCUGGUGGACUCGGCGGGCAAGACGCCCAACAUGUCGGGGACGGAACCCGACGUGGCGCUGAAGCAGGCGUCGCACCCGAUCUACCGCGAGAAUGCCAACGGGACGCGGUGCAUCUCGGUCAGCUCGCAGUGGGACUCCAGCCUUCACGGUUCGCUGCUGCUCGACCGCGUGACGGCGGACAAGUACAGGGUGCAGAUGACGGUGUCGUGGGAGAUCAGCUCGGAGAAGCUGGCGGAGCCCAUGAAGUUUUCACAGAAGGUGUGCGUGCAGAUCAUGCCGCGAUCGUUCGUGCGGCAGCCGUCACUCUUCUCGGCCAUGUUCCAGAACGUGCGGUUCGUCAAGACGUCGACGGGCAUCUUCACGCUGACGAUGCGCCCGGCGCCCAUCAAGCGCGUCGGCGACCUGUGGAGGAUGAACAGCCAGCACGACUACGUCAAGGGCGAGGAGAACCUGACGAGCUGGACGCCGAGGGGCGUCUCGCUGGUCAGCGACUUCAUCAAGGCGCGCAAGAAGAGGCGUCGCGUGGCCGAGAUCGGCGCCAUGCAGACCAUCCUGGGCAAGAUGAACGUCGACGUCAACGGGGGCAAGCUGGGAGCCGACGGGGAGGGCGCCCUGCGGCCGGAGCCGUCGCCCGAGAUCAGGCCGAUCAUCCCCAACGACGACGACGUGCUCAACGACACGCCGUCGACGUCGCAGGCCCCCUCGGUCGACGACCCGGAGGACAACGCGGAGAGGACGGCGGAGGAGGGGGAGGACACGAUCAAGGUGUCGACGGAUGAGAACAAGGCAGAGCAGACAGCAGAAGCCGACGGGGCCGGAACAGAAGCGGCAGCAUCGGAAGGAGAGGUCAAGGCCAAGUCGGAGUACGACGAGCGGCAGACGGACCUGUUGGAGGGGUGUCUGAAGCUGUGGCAGCGCUACCCCGACCCGCUGACCAAGCUCCUGAGCCCUGCCAACACGGCGCCGCCGACGAACGGCGUGUCGGACGAGGCCCCCGUGCCGCCCAGCCUGAUCACGACGAUCGUCCGGGUGUCCAAGAAUCCGAAGGUGCUGAAGGGCGGGUACCUCCUCGUGCCGAACGACGACUCGACACGCUGGCUCAAGCGGUUCGUCGAGCUGCGCCGCCCCUACCUGCACAUACACUCUGCCGGGGACGGCGACGAGGUGGGGCUGGUCAGCCUGCGCAACUCGCGCGUCGACAGCCAGCCCGGCGUGCUGGGGCUCCUCCACCAACCGGACGACUACGGCGACGGCGGCGGCGGCGACGGCGGUUCAGGCACCUCUACGCCUCAGAACGGAGGAGGAUCGUCAUUCACCCCUGGUCAUCGCCGGACGGCAUCGGGCCGCGUGGUGUCGACCAUCUGGACCGGCGGUGGUGAUCAGCAGCAGCAGCAGCAGCAGCAGCAGCAGCAGCAGGGCAUCACCCGCCUGAGCGAACGUAUGCAGUCUGCCGUAUUCGCCAUCUACGGGACGGACAACACGUGGCUAUUCGCCGCGCGCAGCGAACGCGACAAGAUGGACUGGAUCUUCCGCAUAGAUCAGACGUACAUGUCUAGCAGCGAUAACGGGGACGAAAGAUGA
Geosmithia morbida is the source of this 5241-nucleotide messenger RNA. Its product is annotated as kinesin family member 1. The record is from RefSeq and is a predicted model, not a curated record. Gene Ontology annotation, molecular function: microtubule binding; ATP hydrolysis activity; ATP binding. Gene Ontology annotation, cellular component: microtubule; kinesin complex. Lineage: Eukaryota; Fungi; Ascomycota; Sordariomycetes; Hypocreales; Bionectriaceae. Bases 1 to 5241 code for a protein of 1746 amino acids. Gene Ontology annotation, biological process: microtubule-based movement; cytoskeleton-dependent intracellular transport. The transcript is spliced from 3 exons.